AUGAUCGAUCUCGGACUGGCUCGUAUCGGCCGCCUUCUGCAAUACACACCACAGCCCUGGAAAGCUAUCCAUGUCGCCGGCACAAAUGGCAAAGGCUCCAUAUGUGCCUACCUCUCUGCGAUGCUCCACGCCAGUGGAGUAAGCUGCGCCAGCUUCACCUCACCACACCUCAUUGACCGUUGGGAUUGCAUCACCAUCAACGAGAGCCCCGUCUCUGAAGCACUGUUUCGGGAUACCGAAGCUCUCAUCCACAAGAGGAACCAAGAAAAUCAGAUCGGUGCCUCCGAGUUUGAGCUGCUGACCGCGACCGCCUUUGAAAUCUUCUACCGGGAGAAAGUCGAGUAUGGUGUCGUCGAAGUCGGUUUGGGGGGCAAGCUCGAUGCCACCAACGCCCUGACUCACAAGGCCGUCACGGUCAUCUCCAAGAUUGGACUCGACCACCAGGGUUUUCUCGGCGACACACUGACCGAGAUCGCUCUGCACAAGGCCGGCAUUAUACGUCGGGGAGUGCCAUGCGUCGUCGACAACAGCAACAAGUCUUCCGUCCUCAAGGUGAUCGAGGGCCAUGCAGAAGAGCUUGGCGCGACGGUCCUGUAUCCUUCCAUCGCAGCGAGUGAUUUUCCAGGGAAUCAGACAUUCGAGCCACACCAGAUCCAAAACCUGGCUUGCGCCUUUGAGGCCUUCCGGCUUGCGUGUCCGGACAAGCAGGUGUCGCUCGGAGAGUUUCUGCCUGUCAUCAAGCAGGUCGCGUGGCCUGGGAGGCUCCAACCGAUUGACAUUGGCAGAGUCACCGGCCAGAAACGGAUAGCACUCCUUGACGGCGCCCACAACACCCAGUCGGCCGAAGUGCUUGCUGCCUACGUCGACAAACAUCUUCGUGCCUCUUUCAAAGCAGGCAUCACUUGGGUACUAGCGGCAUCAGCUGGCAAGGAUCUCAGUGGCAUCCUGAAACUGUUGCUGCAUCCAGAUGACCGUGUAUGUGCUGUCAAGUUUGGGCCCGUGGAUGGCAUGCCGUGGGUGAAGGCUGAAGACUCUUCCGCUAUCCUGAACACAGCAACCCAAUAUCAUAUCGAUUCCGCGAAUCAAUUCAAUGGCGAGGGCGAUAUCGCAGGGACACUGAAACACGCAGCGGGACUUCCUGAUCGACGGCCUAUUGUGAUUGCGGGGAGUCUCUAUCUAGUCUCGGAUGUUCUGAGGCUGUUGCGUGAUACGAAAUAA
Molecule: messenger RNA, 1218 nt
Organism: Thyridium curvatum
Lineage: Eukaryota; Fungi; Ascomycota; Sordariomycetes; Thyridiales; Thyridiaceae
Exons: 1
Coding region: 1-1218 (405 amino acids)
Biological process (GO): folic acid-containing compound biosynthetic process
Cellular component (GO): cytosol; cytoplasm; mitochondrion
Molecular function (GO): dihydrofolate synthase activity; ATP binding; tetrahydrofolylpolyglutamate synthase activity
Source: RefSeq, a predicted model, not a curated record